UAAUUGGCGACUUGCACAUACCCGAUCGGAAAUAUUACAUCCAUCCUGCUUUCAAAGCGCUACUUGCCCCAGGCAAAAUCCAACACGUCUUAUGCACAGGCAAUUUGUGCAGUCGAAGUGUCUACGAUCAGCUUAAGUGCAUUUGUGCUGAUGUCCACGUUGUUAAGGGCGAAUUUGAUGAACUUUCCUUUCCCGAGACCAAAAUACUUACCGUUGGGCGAUACAAAAUUGGGCUGACUCAUGGACAUCAGGUUGUCCCAUGGGGCGACCGCGAAAGUUUAGCUAUGCUUCGACGGCAGCUCAACGUAAGCAUCCUUAUCUCUGGCCACACGCAUAUACCGGAAGCCUAUGAAUACGAUGGCGGGAUUUUUCUUAACCCCGGAUCUGCCACCGGUGCUUUCAGCCCUUUGAAAGAGUCCCCACAGCCAACCUUCAUGCUACUUGACAUUCAGGAAUCCUCGGUCAAUCUUUAUACGUACCGUCUGGUUGGUGACGAACACAAAGUUGAUCGGAUGGAAUUUCCCAGCGCCGCCUGA
Dibothriocephalus latus is the source of this 536-nucleotide messenger RNA. Lineage: Eukaryota; Metazoa; Platyhelminthes; Cestoda; Diphyllobothriidea; Diphyllobothriidae. The record is from the annotation of a GenBank genome assembly.